GUUGGAAGUACUUUUUUCACGCCAAAAGAAGAAGUCACGCCAAAUCAAAUGCUGGUAGCGAAAUCUGCUUAAUUUAGGUUUUGUGUUGUUUUCUGUAAUUUCCUGUAAAAUCAGUUAUAUUAAAUUGCUUUAUUUUUUAUACAAAACAAAGACCUAGGUCGUUCAAAAAUGUCAGCGGCACAUGUUAUCAAUGCAAAGAAGAGAACCAUUGACGUGUUCACAGAAACAAAAACAAACUUUGAGUCGCUCUUGCUAUCACCAAAGGUUUUGUCAGGUUUAAAGCAUGCUGGAUUUUGUCAACCAUCUCCUAUUCAAUUGGAAGCAAUACCGCUUGCAAAAUGUGGUUUAGAUUUGAUUUGUCAAGCAAAAUCUGGCACUGGCAAAACGUGUGUGUUUGCUGUCUGUGCUUUGGAGGCUGUGGAUGUGAAAUCACUUGCCACGCAGGUAUUGGUUUUAGCACCAACACGAGAGAUAGCUCAUCAAAUCUUCAGUGUUGUCUCCACACUCAGUGUAUCGAUGGAACACUUGCACUGUUCUUUAUUUAUCGGUGGUAUUCCUGUGGAAAAAGACAUUAAGAAUGCACAGUCAUGUCACAUAGCAAUAGGAACACCUGGACGUAUACGUCAACUUAUUCAAGAGAAACACAUCCGGACACAAUCCAUACGUUUGUUUGUGCUUGAUGAAGCAGACAAGCUAUUGGAAGAAGGUUCCUUUCAAGAACAGAUUAACUGGAUAUUUUCGACCCUGGGUACGCACAAACAGGUGCUAGCGUUAUCAGCCACCUAUCCGGAAUAUUUGGCUAGUUAUCUGGAAAACUACAUGCAGGAUCCAGUCCAUGUUAGAAUCAAUCCGAAGGAUGUAACAUUAAAAGGUAUUCGGCAGUAUUACAAACCAGUAUCAUUUCACCCUCUACCUCACAAAGCUUUUCAGGAAAAGUGCAGUGUCCUGCUUGAAAUAAUAAGGAAACUGCCAUUCCAGCAGUGCAUGAUAUUUUCGAAUUACCAAACCAGAGCGGAGCACUUGUGCAAAACAUUGAAUAAAGAAGGAUGGCCGUGUACGUAUAUAGCAGGUAGUCAAGUCCAAACUGCAAGAUUACAUGCGAUGAACCAACUGAAGAAUUAUAACUGCAGAAUCCUAAUCACUACAGAUCUGACAUCUCGUGGCAUCGAUUGCGACAAAGUCAACUUGGUGAUCAACCUCGAUUUACCCUGGGACACUGAUACUUAUCUGCAUCGGAUUGGUCGUGCUGGACGAUUUGGUUCGUACGGAGUCGCCAUUUCAAUCGUAACUGAAGGCGAUGAAUAUAAGAAAAUUUUCAAAAUAAGCCAUUCUAUUGGCAGGAAAAUAUCUCCUCUACCGGAAAAUGUAGAGAAAUUAAAUAACCCAGAAGUGGAGGAAAAACAAACCAUCAAAAUUAGUGAGAUUGAAGUGUUUAACGAAAGAGCUGACGAAAGUGAUGCACAACAAGCGAAUAUAAAGAAUCCAUCAAAUUGCAAUCACGACGAAAGUAAACUAACUAUUUCUAACGAACCGUCUUAUUUAGUAAGCCAUGAUAAUAUACCGUCUGGUACGACAGACAAACUGAUAAUAUCGUCUAGUGUUGAUAAAAACGACGAGGAUUCGAAAGUUAACAAAAGUAUUUUUGUUGAGGAGGAAGAACAUGCAGACGAAAAGGAAAACUUAAACUUUGAUAAAUCGAACAAAAUAGACGUCACAAAUAAUCACGUCAGUCAUGGCAAAAACGCAUCUCAUAUUGUCGACAAUCAUAUGGAAAACGGCGAUAUAUUUGCUGAAAAUAUCGAGAUUUCUUCACUUGAUUCCCCUGCCAAGGAUACACCCUUAGCCGAGUCAAAAUGUAAAAACAGUAGUGAAAACCAAUCAGAAACAUCAGAAGUACUGAAAUCUUCUGUCGGAGGAGAGACAUUAGAUAGAAACGAUUCUCAAUUAAAUUUGUCGCUAGAAGAAACACCCAACGACGAUACACUGCUUCCUGUCGUUCAAAAGAUGCCGUCACUUAACAAUGAAUGCCGUAAUAACACAACUAUAUCUCUUGAUUUGUUAAACGGAACGAACCUCAGUGGUGAGAAUACUCAGGCGCAAGUUAAACACAUCAGCACGGCAGAAUCUAGUUGUCUUAAGCAGACCGAUAAUUCACAGGAGUCCAAGGAAGGACUUGAAACCAUGCCUUAUCAAGACGCGAAGUUAAAAAAGCGUGCCACGCCAAAGUACGUUUCUUUAUUUAACAGAACUAAAAAGCCUUCUCAACGAAAACAGACGAAUAAAACGGUUCCGUCGAAUGUAAAUAAUACAGAGAGUAAUUCUUUGGCGGAACUAAACUCUACCAUUGAUGAAAAUAAAAACAUUGCAUGUUUCAACCCUACGGUGAAGACGACAUGUAAGGAUGAUGCAGUAGAGAAUAAUCCGAACGACACAAUAAAACAUCGGAAUAAGACAGACAAUGAGACAGUGAAACAUCAAGACGAGACUGUGGGACAUCAAAACGAGACUGUAAAUUCUAACAAGCGAAAAGAUACUCGGGGAUAUAGGUUUAACAAAAUGGCUGUCAAUAUGAGCAUGAUGGACUUGAAUAACGAAUCUAGAACAUUUGAUACACAAACACAGCAGCAGCAGCGACGUGAAGUUAUAUAUGCAAAGAAAUAUGAAAACAUACAAAGCUCUGAUGAUGUUGACAUCUUCCCUAAAAAAGUGAGCAGUGGGUUGGAGAGUUGUAGCAGCGAGGAAAUAGAGGAAAUUUGUAGCGAUCUUUCAGGAAACGAUUAUGAUAGUAAUGAUGAUUAUUUUGUUUCUUUAUCAUCCCGUAGCGAAUCCGAAUAUAAAUCCGAUUGCGGAUUCGAAUAUGAAUCCGAUUGCGGAUCCGAAUAUGAAUCCGAAAGUGAAUCGGAGAGUAGCGAAGAAGAAGAGGAAGAAUACGAAGAACGUUGUUUUCCGCGAAACGAGUUUUAUCACAAUACACAAAUUAGUUAUAAGCCUACUACUAACCAGAAUUUACAUAAAACGGGAACAUCUUGGAACCAUGACGUUUUUCUGAAAUGCUAUCAAAGAGCAUAUCGAAACCAUGUUGAACUUCUUCAGUGGCAAAAACAUGCAUCUGGUAGUCAUCUCUGGUAGAUGGUUUUUAUUGACGAUUUCAAACCACGCUUGUAGAAACGUAACAGAUUUAACAGAAUUGCAAACGUGAAUUAUAUACUUGAAUUUAUAUUUCAACUGUUCGUCUCUAUAUCAGCAUAUUUUUCACAUUUCCAGGAAAAAAAUGGAAAGAUUGUAGAUGAAAUCUUACCGAAAUAUACUAAGAUUAAUCCCCUAAUAUACCUUCUAAUACAAA
Messenger RNA from Hydractinia symbiolongicarpus, 3343 nucleotides. RefSeq names its product probable ATP-dependent RNA helicase DDX20. The transcript has 11 exons. Lineage: Eukaryota; Metazoa; Cnidaria; Hydrozoa; Anthoathecata; Hydractiniidae. Bases 169 to 3129 code for a protein of 986 amino acids. Gene Ontology annotation, molecular function: RNA helicase activity; ATP binding; nucleic acid binding. The record is from RefSeq and is a predicted model, not a curated record.